AUGAGUCGCUGGUUGGCGCCGCAAAUUCAGGAGUGCAUGCUUAAUCCACCUGCAGCAAUCCACCACUUCACCAAAGCUGAAGUCCGCCGACUUUUAGGAAUUGCAGCUGGACUAAACUACAAUUUGGCGAAAGCUGAGAAGAGCCAGCCUCUGAGUGGACUGGCAGCAGAAAUGGAGCAAAAACCUAAGAGUCUCCAGGACGCCACAUCGGCUGGGUAUUUCAUUCGUAUAAGUCACUGCAGCCCCAAAGACGCUGAUGGAGGAAAUCUUCAACCUGUUAAU
Molecule: messenger RNA, 282 nt
Organism: Colletotrichum tamarilloi
Lineage: Eukaryota; Fungi; Ascomycota; Sordariomycetes; Glomerellales; Glomerellaceae
Exons: 1
Source: RefSeq, a predicted model, not a curated record